AUGUCAGACCCACGAUUCGCCCGAUUGAAGACAGAUCCUCGAUUCAGACGUCCCAAGCAGAAAAACCUCAAAGUCGAGAUUGACGAGAGGUUUAAGGAUGUGUUGGAGUCUGAAGAAUUCGGUGGGAAGGGUAAAGGUAAAGCUUCAGGUCGAGUAGAUAAGCGAGGUAGACCAUUGGCCAGCUCACACCAUCAAGAUCAACUAAAACGUUUCUAUCGAUUGCGUUCACCAGAGCAAGGCGAGGAGGAACAAGAUAAGCAGAUCGGAUUCGUAGAUUAUGCUCGAGGUGAAGGUGCAUUGGAAUCGUCUGGAUCCGAAGAUGAAAAUGAAGGCUCGGAGGACGAUAUCGAAGAAGAGGAAUUGGAAGUUGGUGGCAAGAGGAAAUCAAAGUUACCCGGAUACAUCUCACAAUCCGAGUCCCAUUCCGACUCGGGAUCCGAAUCAGCCUCUGAAGAUGAGGAUCAUCUAAACGUUGAUCUAUCAGAAGAUGAAGAACCCACUUCAGCAUUCCCACCUGAGGACGACCAAGAUCAAGAUGAAGAAGAGGAAGAAGAAGAGUAUGUACCUCCUACUAAGAGGAUAGCAGCAGUCAAUUUAGAUUGGGAUAACCUCCAAGCACGAGACUUGUUCUCAGUGUUCAACUCUUUCCUUAAGAAUGCUGGUGCGAAUGGUACAGGUAGUAGUAGUAAAGAUGAUGAUCUGGGCAAAUUGUUAAGUGUCAAGAUAUAUCCUAGUGAAUUCGGUAAACAGCGCAUGGAGAAAGAAGAGCAGGAAGGUCCAGGUGGUGGAAUAUUCGUUAGCAAGCAUAAGGAUAGUAAGAAGAAGAGGAAAGGUCCCAAGGAGGCUAUAGUGCCGAAGAGCAGAGCAGAAGAAAGCGAGGAGGAGAGUGAAGGAGAAGAAGAUGACGAGGACGAAAGUGAAUUUGAAUUUGAUGAAGGUGAAGAUGAAGAGCCGAGCGAGGCGGAAGGUGAAAAAGAUGAUGACGAUGAGGAUGCUCAACCUGAACGAUCGAAUGAUCGACCUCGAGAAGAGAUCGAUGGUCUGGAGAUCAUAUCAGAUGUGGAGUCAGAUGCUGGAUCAGAGGAUAUUGACAUGGAUCAACUCCGACAGUAUCAAUUGGAGAGGUUAAGAUACUUUUAUGCCAUCGCUACCUUCUCCACCGUCGCUGCUGCAGAGCACGUCAUGAACGAAUGUAAUGGUACUGAAUUCGAACGUACAGCGAAUAUCAUGGACCUCAGUUAUGUCCCCGAGGAGAUGGACUUUGCAGAUGAUGAGAUUAGAGACGAGGCGAAUAAAGAGGCUAAAGGAUACAAGGGGAAUGAUUUCGUUACGGAUGCCCUACGUCAUUCCAAAGUGAAAUUAACAUGGGACCAAGAUGAUCCCAAUCGAGUCAAGAUGACUAGACGAACAUUGACCAGAGAAGAAAUCGAAGAACAGGACUUCAACAAUUUAGUGGCCGGAUCAGGUAGUGAAGCUUCACUCUCGUCUGAAGAUGAGGAUGAGGGUGAUCAAGAAGACGAAGGAGCAAAAGCAACAAAGAAGGGAAAAGGGAAAGGGAAAGAUAAGAAGAGUAAGAAAGAACGUACGGAAAAAUUACGAAAUUUGUUAUUGGCAGGUAACGAUGAAGAUGGCGAUAUAUGGGGUAAAGCUGGAACUUCAUUUGCAGAUAUGAUUGAAGAACCCAAGAACAAAGGCAAGAAGAAGGAAAGCGAAAUGGAAAUCACGUUCAAACCUGCCUUGAGCACUGGUCUGGGAGGACAAGAAGUGGACGAAGAGAAUAUGACUACGUUGGAGAGAUAUCAGAUGAGAAUGAAAGAGAAGAAAAAUAGGAAGAAGGAGAAGAUGGAAUUGAAGAGAGCUACUAAAGCGCUUAACAAUGAUGAGGAUGAUGAUUCCGAAAAGGGGGAGGGGAAGGAACAGGGACAAGACGAUUUCUUCGGAAGUGAUAGCGGUGAUGAGGAUGAGGAGGAUGACCAAGAUGUUGGGGUUGAAUUUGAGAAACCUAAAUCGAACAGUAUAGGAAAGUGCAAACUUAACGGGAAAGAUAAAACUCAACAUAAAUCUAAAUCGACCAAUGAUGACGAGGACGAAGAAGAUGUUUCAGCAUUGGUUGGCACUUCCUCUAAACCAGAUACCAACUUCUCCAUGAAAGAUAUUAUAAAAUCCGAGAAAGAUUCCAAAAAACGACGUCGAAGAAGAGGUACCAAAAAAGCAGAGCAAGCUGGGGAAGAAGAGAAGGAAUUGGGACCUGAAGGAUGGAAGAUCAACGUUUCUGAUCCCAGAUUUAAAGCGAUUCACGAAGAUGCUGAAUUCGCUAUUGAUCCAAGUAAUCCACACUACACCAAAACCAAAGCGAUGCAAGAUCUCUUAUCUCACCGAAGCAAGAUACGUCAAAAUAAGAAAUACAGUGAGAAUGACGAAGGUAGAUCUUCAGCUUCGGGAGUCAAGAGGACUUUACUUGGAGAGGGUAACGAGGAUAAUGGUGGGAACGAGAAGGAUCUGUCGCAGUUGGUUAAGAGCGUCAAGAGACAGAUGGAAAGAGAGGGGAAUAACAAGAAGAGAAGGAGACAUAGAAAGUAA
This is a messenger RNA of Kwoniella botswanensis, 2580 nucleotides long. RefSeq lists its product as uncharacterized. Gene Ontology annotation, cellular component: nucleus. The transcript is spliced from 6 exons. The coding region runs from base 1 to 2580 and encodes 859 amino acids. The record is from RefSeq and is a predicted model, not a curated record. Gene Ontology annotation, molecular function: RNA binding. Gene Ontology annotation, biological process: rRNA processing. NCBI's taxonomy places the organism in Eukaryota, Fungi, Basidiomycota, Tremellomycetes, Tremellales, Cryptococcaceae.